This is a messenger RNA of Yarrowia lipolytica CLIB122, 1110 nucleotides long. RefSeq lists its product as uncharacterized. Lineage: Eukaryota; Fungi; Ascomycota; Dipodascomycetes; Dipodascales. The record is from RefSeq and is a predicted model, not a curated record.
AUGAAAUUCUCCACUACCACCGUUAUUGUCGCUGCUACUCUUGGCCUGGCUGCUCCUGCUUUCCAGCAGGAUGCUUCCAACAGCGACUUUAUCUACCAGCUCCAGGUUUCUGACAAGAACAACCAGUUCAACCAGCAGCUGUUCACCGAUGGAACCAACAUCUACUAUGGUCCCCGGAACCAGAACACUGCUCCUCAGGGCCAGAAUCUUGUGACAAUCACCGUCUUCAUGGACAGCAACGGAAACCUGCAGUCCAUCGACAACCAGAACCGAUACGUCUCUGUUGGCAGCAAUGGCCGAAUGCAGAUGUCCAACCAACAUCGAGGUCGAUGGAAUGUUCAGACCAACCGAAACAACAACAAUGAUGUUUCUCUGCGGUUCGACAACAACCCCAAAUUCCUGGCUUGCCCUGUCCAGAACUACAACAGCGGUUCUCGAUCCAGAGGCAAGCGAGAAGAGUCCGAGUCUGCUGCCGCCCGGAAGGACCACCAGAACAACUGGAACAAUAACCAGAACUGGAACAACCAGAACGGCCAGAAGGACAACCAGGUUUACCAGGUUUACGUCAACAACGCUCCCUGUGCCAACCCCGUUGAGCUGUCCCUGAACGGCCAGAAGCGGGGUCGACGAAACCAGUGGAACAACCGAAACAACCGAAACGUUGCCCGAGAUGUGUCUACUGAGACUCCCGAGGCAACCAUUGUUCUUCGAGUCAACGGAGUCACCCGACAGAACGCUAUGUAUUCUCCUGUCUUCAACCAGGAUGGCCGAAUGUACACCCAGAUGCAGCGAGACAACCACCACUUCUCCGACGACCAGCACGGCAACAACAUGUUCCGACUGUCGCAGGAUGGCCAGAUCAUCGACACCCGAUCCCAGCAGUACGCUCGGCUUGGCCAGAACCAGCAGUUGUCCAUGACCAACAACCAGAAUCAGGGACUGCUGUUCACUGUUGACAUCAAUGGAAACCUGCAGUACAACGGUAACCAGUUCCUAGCUUGUGAUACAGGAAACAACGGUCUGUACGAGGUUCGACCUGCCGGAGCCGAGGGAGCUGCAGCUUCUUGUGCUAACGCCCAGGCAAUUACCAUCCAGAUUGACCAGCAGUAA